AUGAUUACAAUUACAAAUUUAGAUGAUAAUUAUUAUGAAUUAGGACAAGAAUUUCAAAAACUUGCUUUACUUGUACCAACAAUACCAAAAGAUCGAUGUAUAUCUGAACUUGAAUUUAUUGAAUUUGUUAUUGCUUAUAUUCGAGAAUUACAACAAUUACUUUCAUAUAAUCAAUGGAAUGAACAUAUGAAUAAAUUGACAUCAUCUAUGAAGAAUUCUAUUGUAUUAUCUUCAUCGUCACUACAAUUAUACAAACAAAUAAUGUUUCAAUCAUCAAGAAUACAAACAAAUGAAAGUUCAUCGACAAUUCAUCGAAGUCCAUUGGCUUCAAUCAAUCUAAAUAAUACUCAAUUAUCUUGA
Molecule: messenger RNA, 360 nt
Organism: Rotaria sordida
Lineage: Eukaryota; Metazoa; Rotifera; Eurotatoria; Philodinida; Philodinidae
Source: the annotation of a GenBank genome assembly